Molecule: messenger RNA, 1720 nt
Organism: Nanorana parkeri
Lineage: Eukaryota; Metazoa; Chordata; Amphibia; Anura; Dicroglossidae
Gene: SLC24A5
Product: solute carrier family 24 member 5
Exons: 9
Coding region: 147-1706 (519 amino acids)
Biological process (GO): melanocyte differentiation; intracellular calcium ion homeostasis; calcium ion transmembrane transport
Cellular component (GO): membrane
Molecular function (GO): calcium, potassium:sodium antiporter activity; calcium channel activity
Source: RefSeq, a predicted model, not a curated record
UCCACUUCCAACGAGGUUUGAUGUAGUCCCCUGAGGAGGGUUAAUUGGUGCAUGUGGACAAGACACCCUGCCUCACAUGAUGAGGAUUAACUUGGCCUCUCUCUUAGUACAUGGCAGACACAACCAGGAAGUGCUGAGAUUAGACCAUGGAGGUAGCAGUACUGGAUGGAGGACAGGAGGGCAGAAGGAAAAGACCACGGAGGGCUGCUCUAGCAAUAUGCACCUUCAUCCUGCUGCUGUGGGCAUCUGUGCACCUGCUGUACCAGGCCUUGUCCCAUGGAGUGACUGCAAAGCAUCGGGUCCGGAGAGAAGUAGGUCAAGAAAAUGAUACACUCUGCAUCGCUAAACCAUCCUCUGAGUUUCCCAGAGGAUUAUUCACAGAACAGGAGAGAAAAGAUGGAGGGAUUGUCAUUCAUUUCCUAGUCAUACUAUACAUGUUUCUGGCUGUGUCCGUUGUCUGUGAUGAUUAUUUCCUCCCUUCCCUGGAAAUCAUCAGCGAACGCCUUGGCCUCUCCCAGGAUGUGGCUGGAGCUACGUUCAUGGCUGCGGGAAGUUCAGCACCAGAAUUGGUCACUGCAUUUCUAGGUGUGUUUGUCACCAAAGGGGACAUUGGAAUCAGCACUAUUGUUGGAUCUGCUGUAUAUAAUCUCCUUGGGAUAUGUGCUGCUUGUUGCUUGUUAUCAGCUGCGGUACUAAGGCUGUCUUGCUGGCCCUUAUUUCGAGACUGUGUUGCAUAUGCAGUGAGUGUAGGAGCAGUAAUUGCCAUAACAUUUGACAACAGAAUUUAUUGGUAUGAAUCUGCUUCGUUGCUUUUGGUAUAUGCACUCUACAUAGCAGUGCUGUGCUUUGACAUAAGAAUUAGUCAGUACAUGAUGAGGAAGUUCAGUCCUUGCUGCAGAUGUUUUACAGAAGCAUCAGAAGAGAGUACCGAUCAGCAGCCUUUACUGGGAUGGAAAGAAGAGAGUGUACAUGUAGUUCGCCAUCAUUCCCGGUCAGAUAGUGGCAUCUUUCAGGAGGAUUCCGAUUAUUCUCAGCUCUCAAUGAGUUUACAUGGACUUAAUGAGCUUUAUGAAGAUCCUCCAAGUGUGUUUGCAAUGCCUGACGAUGAUUUGAAAAGAAUUCUGUGGGUCCUGUCAUUGCCAAUCAUUACAUUGCUCUACCUGACUAUACCUGACUGCAGAAGAAAAUUUUGGCAUAAAUGGUUCAUUCUGACAUUUAUUAUGUCCGCUGUUUGGAUCUCUGGAGUAACUUAUAUUCUAGUUUGGAUGGUGACCAUAGUGGGUGAAACCUUUAGUAUUCCAGACACAGUGAUGGGCCUGACAUUACUAGCUGCUGGAACAAGUAUACCUGACACUGUUGCAAGUGUUCUUGUGGCAAGAGAAGGUAAAGGAGACAUGGCUAUGUCAAACAUUGUAGGUUCCAACGUAUUUGACAUGCUGUGUUUGGGAAUGCCUUGGUUCAUUAAAACCGUCUUUGUAGACCGUUCAGCGCCCGUGGAAGUGAACAGUUCUGGAAUAUUGUAUACCACCGUUUCCCUUUUAUUUUCCGUCAUCUUUAUAUUUGUGGCAAUUCAUGUCAAUGGAUGGAAGCUUGAUAAGAAGUUGGGAGUGAUCUGUUUAAUAAUGUAUCUUGUUUUUGCUACUCUAUCCAUUUUAUAUGAACUGGGAAUUCUAGGAAACGUGUCUAUACGGAUGUGUGGUGACUAAUAAACAAUCUAAAA